GAGGGUCAGCCUGCGAGAGCCCGCGGGGGCCGCAGUCGUCUACGCCGUCCGAAGAGCGCGUGCGGGAGCACCAAGCAGCCCUCGCCAUGAGGGAGAUCGUGCACAUCCAGGCGGGCCAGUGCGGGAACCAGAUCGGCACCAAGUUUUGGGAAGUGAUCAGCGAUGAACAUGGUAUCGACCCGGCCGGAGGCUACGUGGGAGAUUCGGCGCUGCAACUGGAGAGAAUUAACGUCUACUACAAUGAGUCAUCCUCUCAGAAAUACGUGCCCAGGGCUGCGCUGGUGGACUUGGAGCCGGGCACCAUGGAUAGUGUGCGCUCUGGGCCUUUCGGGCAGCUCUUCAGGCCAGACAACUUCAUCUUUGGACAAACUGGUGCAGGAAACAACUGGGCAAAGGGCCACUACACAGAAGGGGCAGAGCUUGUGGACUCAGUGCUGGAUGUGGUGAGGAAGGAGUGUGAGCACUGUGACUGUCUGCAGGGCUUCCAGCUCACCCACUCCCUGGGGGGCGGGACAGGCUCAGGCAUGGGCACGCUGCUUAUCAGCAAGAUCAGGGAGGAGUAUCCUGACAGAAUCAUGAACACCUUCAGUGUCAUGCCCUCUCCCAAAGUCUCGGACACUGUGGUCGAGCCCUACAAUGCCACCUUGUCCGUGCACCAGCUGGUGGAGAAUACAGACGAGACCUAUUGCAUUGACAACGAGGCCCUGUAUGACAUCUGCUUUCGCACCCUGAAGCUCACCACGCCCACCUACGGGGACCUCAACCACCUGGUGUCAGCCACCAUGAGUGGGGUCACCACCUCCCUGCGCUUCCCAGGCCAGCUCAAUGCUGACCUCCGAAAGCUGGCCGUGAACAUGGUCCCUUUCCCCCGCCUGCACUUCUUCAUGCCUGGCUUUGCACCCCUGACAGCCAGAGGCAGCCAGCAGUACCGGGCCUUGACGGUGCCUGAGCUGACUCAGCAGAUGUUUGAUGCCAAGAACAUGAUGGCCGCCUGUGACCCCAGACACGGGCGUUACCUGACCGUAGCCACUGUCUUCCGUGGUCCAAUGUCUAUGAAGGAGGUGGAUGAGCAGAUGCUGGCUAUCCAGAACAAGAACAGCAGCUACUUCGUGGAGUGGAUCCCCAAUAAUGUCAAGGUGGCCGUGUGUGACAUCCCCCCUAGGGGUCUCAAGAUGGCCUCCACCUUCAUUGGGAACAGCACAGCCAUCCAGGAGCUGUUCAAGCGCAUCUCGGAGCAGUUUUCUGCUAUGUUCCGCCGGAAGGCUUUCCUGCACUGGUUUACAGGAGAAGGCAUGGAUGAAAUGGAAUUCACAGAAGCAGAGAGCAACAUGAAUGACCUGGUAUCUGAAUACCAGCAGUAUCAGGAAGCCACAGCCAAUGAUGGCGAAGAAGCUUUUGAAGAUGAUGAAGAGGAGAUCAAUGAGUAAAAGUGUGCCUGUCUCCAAUAGUUCUAUUUGGAUGUUUUUCUCUGUAACUGGUGCAUCCUCACUUUAAUGGUCUGUGUGGUAAUAGUCCCUCACAAAUGAAAUAAAAUCGUACAAUCAGUCAUUUGGUAUAAAGUAUAUUAAAAUGGCAGAGAAUUGGCAGUUGGACCAAACCAGUAGAUUGGGGAAUUUUCUAGUGGUGGAAGACUUGAACUAACUAAUGGGCCACAAAUAAGAGACUGAAUAAAGUUCACCUCUGUUACAUGUUUAGUGAUGUCUUAGAAUUUGCAGGAAGUUAGAAACAGUGCUUUUCAUCCUUUGUGAAGAAACCUGAAGCAGUAUUGCCUUAUACUGAAUGUGAUAUUGAUUGAACUUGGAAACAUCUAUUCAUAAUAAAACACUAAUAAAACUCUUCGCUUC
This is a messenger RNA of Condylura cristata (star-nosed mole), 1844 nucleotides long. It is a transcript of the gene TUBB6, whose product is annotated as tubulin, beta 6 class V. Lineage: Eukaryota; Metazoa; Chordata; Mammalia; Eulipotyphla; Talpidae. The record is from RefSeq and is a predicted model, not a curated record. Gene Ontology annotation, cellular component: microtubule; cytoplasm. Gene Ontology annotation, biological process: microtubule cytoskeleton organization; mitotic cell cycle. Gene Ontology annotation, molecular function: GTPase activity; structural constituent of cytoskeleton; GTP binding. The coding region runs from base 87 to 1427 and encodes 446 amino acids. The transcript is spliced from 4 exons.